This is a messenger RNA of Drosophila kikkawai, 1626 nucleotides long. RefSeq names its product proliferation disrupter (gene prod). NCBI's taxonomy places the organism in Eukaryota, Metazoa, Arthropoda, Insecta, Diptera, Drosophilidae. The record is from RefSeq and is a predicted model, not a curated record.
AUCCCCUAACGCCUGCAAUUGUUUGUGAACACUUCGCAUCGUUUUGGUGGCGUCGAUUUUGCAUUUCAAGAACUCCUUGAACCAGCGUUUUAAGCUUAAAGAAACAACAAGGGGAGCACUAUCGGAGCACAGCGUGGUCAGUGCAUGAGUUCCAAGAUGGAUCGCCGCAAGAAGCGCACGUCCUCGGACCAGUACCAGAUGUACAUUGAUAUGAUGGAGAACGACCCAAUUUUCGCCACCGGCCGAGUGCCGCGCGAUUACGACCUGAAUUAUCUCACAAAGAAGUGGAAGGAGCUCUCCGACAGGCUAAACAAGUGCAGCUCGGGUCCCACACUCACGCCGGAGGAGUGGCGCAAGCGCCUAAAUGACUGGAAGAACACCACUCGCUGCAAGUACAGACGCAGCCUGCUCUCCACCGAAAAGGACAUAGCAAUGACUGCGCUGGAGAACCGAGCUCUGGAUCUCUUUGGCAAGGUGCCCACCACCACUGGCGAAACGCUGAUGAAUUUAAAGUCGGAGAAAGAUGAUCACGAAGACGAUCUGGAGGAGAUGGGACAGCGUACAUCGGCGGCAUUUCAAAAGGAACUGCAAGCAGCCGUCGAGGAGGCCAUCAACGAUGAGGUGGAGGAGGAGGAGAUGCUGGAAGAGCAUGUCGACCAGGAGGAUAUGCUCGAUGAGAAUCUGGCGGACAAUGGAGGUGGGGCCGGCGGCAUCGAUGGCUCUGCAGCGGCCACCACAGCGGUAAAUACGGGCGGCGGCACUUAUCGCACCAUUGUCGUGGACAACACAUCCUUCGAGCAGGUGGAUGAGGAUGCCCAGGCCAUGCAGCCGCAUCCGGUGGAGUUUGUCACAGCAAGGCGACCGGCUGCAGCGGUUAUCAAUCCGGGUUCAGCCUCCACGGGCAGUAAGCUAAUCAAUGGCGAGAUGCCGGUCAAGAGGAUGAGGACACAGGCCCGGGAACAGAUUAUUUACGAAGUUAAAAACGCUCCGCGCUGUAUUUCCAACAUGCAAGCUGUGCCGCCGCUGCACAACACCAAGCUGGAGAGGGAACCCAGCUCACAGCUGAGCACUGCCUUGAGCAGCAACGAUGCCCAGCAGAUUGCCCAUCAGCUGAAGCGGCUGGCUGACAUUAACUACGAGACCCUGCAGUUUGAGAUAGCCCGCUUCAAGUUUAACAAUCCGGGCUUCCAGUACAAUCCGCCGUCCUUAUAGUGCACCAUCAGCUCCUCCAGCAGCAGCAGCAGCGGCAGCAGGUCCCAGCUCCAGGGCCGGCAGAAGCAGCAGCAGCAGCGGCAGCAGUAGUAGCAUCAUAUGGAUCAGCUUUAGCAAUUAGUAAAAGAAACCGAAGGGAACGAGUGAGCACCGUCAACUCGAAUUGUAUAAAUCUGUCGCCGCCGGAGAACAGAAAUCAUAACUUAUAAUAUUAGCCAGUUUUAGUUUAAAAUUGACAUAGAUUUGUAUUCAUUUCUAAUACAAAAACAAACACCACUUUUAUUACGAUAUAUAUCCCAUAAUGUCUAAGCUCUUAAUGUGUAAUAUUACCUAAAAGUCAACUAAAAUUGGACAAGUAAUUUUAAACGCGCGUUGUAUGUAAAUGUAAAGAAUAAAGUUUACCAAUGAUAAAUA